AUGGAGAAACAAUUCCACACUGCCGACAAAGAGAGACGUGCUGAUGCACAACCUUACCAAGCAGGUGCUGAUGCACAACCUUACCAAGCAGGUGAUGUAGAACCUUACCAAGCAGGUGCUGAUGCAGAACGUUACCAAGCAGGUGAUGUAGAACCUUACCAAGCAGGUGCUGAUGCACAACCUUACCAAGCAGGUGCUGAUGCACAACCUUACCAAGCAGGUGUUGAUGCACGACCUUACCAAGCAGGUGCUGAUGCAGAACGUUACCAAGCAGGUGAUGUAGAACCUUACCAAGCAGGUGCUGAUGUAGAACCUUACCAAACAGGUGCUGAUGUAGAACCUUACCAAGCAGGUGCUGAUGUAGAACCUUACCAAGCAGGUGCUGAUGUAGAACCUUACCAAGCAGGUGCUGUUGUAGAACCUUACCAAGCAGGUGCUGAUGUAGAACCUUACCAAGCAGGUGCUGUUGUAGAACCUUACCAAGCAGGUGCUGUUGUAGAACCUUACCAAGCAGGUGCUGUUGUAGAACCUUACCAAGCAGGUGCUGAUGUAGAACCUUACCAAGCAGGUGCUGAUGUAGAACCUUACCAAGCAGGUGCUGAUGUAGAACCUUACCAAGCAGGUGCUGUUGUAGAACCUUACCAAGCAGGUGCUGAUGUAGAACCUUACCAAGCAGGUGCUGUUGUAGAACCUUACCAAGCAGGUGCUGAUGUACAUUAA
Molecule: messenger RNA, 720 nt
Organism: Homarus americanus (American lobster)
Lineage: Eukaryota; Metazoa; Arthropoda; Malacostraca; Decapoda; Nephropidae
Product: immunoglobulin A1 protease-like
Exons: 3
Coding region: 1-720 (239 amino acids)
Source: RefSeq, a predicted model, not a curated record